This is a messenger RNA of Saimiri boliviensis boliviensis (Bolivian squirrel monkey), 12799 nucleotides long. RefSeq names its product dachsous cadherin-related 2 (gene DCHS2). Lineage: Eukaryota; Metazoa; Chordata; Mammalia; Primates; Cebidae. Gene Ontology annotation, biological process: homophilic cell-cell adhesion. Gene Ontology annotation, molecular function: calcium ion binding. The record is from RefSeq and is a predicted model, not a curated record. Gene Ontology annotation, cellular component: plasma membrane.
CUCCACCCCCUCCUCCGGCCAGAUCCCCAUCCUCUCCUUGUGUGUGCGCCCUUCAAAUAAUCUCCUCCUUUCUGGCAAAAGAAAUAAUGCACCUGACUUUACUAGGGGGGAACAACCAGCCGAGUAGAACAAGGAACAGAUGUAAAAGGAAUAAAAGGAGAGAGAAAAAGAGAUGAGACACUUUUAAAGAAAUCCAGGGGCUGAAGAGGUGGCUGCCGCGGCAGAGGCAGCUAGAGCUUCCCUGUCUGCGUGAGCUGCAGGCAGAGGAGGACGCUUUCACCAGUUGCAGAUGUAACCUCGGGAACUCCUGGGUCCCUCGGUUUAUUUGCCAAACAAAGUCUUUUCUUCUUUGGCUCAGACACUUAAGAGGCUCCUGGACUUUUCUGCAAUCCUGCCACAAGCUGGCAGUUACCGGAGAGCCUUCCCAGGAGCUGGCGGAGAAAUGAGCCCUUGUGGGCGGAAGAUGGGCGAAGGGCGUCAGCAGCUGGGGGCUCCCGUCGGGAAGCCCCUUCGGCUCCGGGUGAGGAGAGAGACACCCCGCGGCCUGCCAGGCAGCAGCGGCACCUGGACUCAGCGCUCCCUGCUAGGGCUCUUGGUGCACAUGUGGCUGUGGGCGGCCUCGGGCUCGUCUGCUCAGUUGUUCAACCUCACCCUUUCCGUGGAUGAGGGGCUUCCCCCGGACACGCUGGUCGGUGACAUCCGCGCGGGGCUGCCGGCCGCGCAGCAGGAGGGGAGCGGCUUCUUUCUGUCGGAGGAUUCGGAUGACUCGCCGCUGCUGGACGACUUCCACGUGCAUCCGGACACCGGCAUUAUCCGCACUGCGCGGCGCCUGGACCGCGAGCGGCGGGACCGCUACAGCUUCGUGGCCGCCACGCUACUGGGCGCCGUGGUGCAGGUGGAGAUCCGCGUCAACGACGUGAAUGACCACUCGCCCCGCUUUCCCCUCGACUCCCUGCAGCUAGACGUCUCCGAGCUCAGCCCGCCGGGGACCGCCUUCCGCCUGCCAGGUGCCCAGGAUCCCGACGCCGGGCUGUUCAGCACUCAGGGAUACACCCUGGUGCUACCGUCCGACCUUCCCGAGGACCCCGCAGGCCCGUUCUUCGAGUUGCGCUACGGGGCUCCGGGGCCACUACCGUCACCGCUUUUGCCAGGCUCCUCGUCGCCGCUGGAGCCACUAGACCUGGUGCUGCUGCGGCGCCUGGACCGAGAGAAGGCGGCGGCGCACCGGCUGCAGAUCGACGCAUGGGACGGCGGCCGCCCGCGGCGAACAGGCAGCCUGCGCGUGGAGCUGCGCGUGCUGGACGAAAACGACAACCCGCCGGUCUUUGAGCAGGAAGAGUACCGCGCUGCGGUGCGCGAGGACGCCCCGCCGGGCGCGGAAGUCUGCCGCGUGCGCGCCACCGACCGCGACCUGGGGCCCAACGGUUUCGUGCGCUACAGCGUCCGCGCCCGGCAAGUGCCCGGGGCUGGGAGCGGCGGCGGGGCCCUGGGCGACGCGGCCUACUUCGCCGUGGAGGAGCUGAGCGGCGUGGUGCGAGUGCGGAGACCUCUGGACCGCGAGGCGCAGGCCUGGCACCAGCUGGUGGUGGAGGCCCGCGAUGGAGGCGCCGAGCCUGAGGUUGCCACGGUGCGCGUGUCCAUCGCCGUGCUGGACGUGAAUGACAACCGGCCAGCCAUUCACGUGCUCUUCCUCACAGAGGAAGGCGUCGCCCGCGUCUCUGAAGGCGCCCGACCCGGCGACUACGUGGCUCGCUUCUCGGUGUCCGAUGCGGACGGUGACUGGGAGGAGAAAGACGAGGCCGCGGGGGAGCUUGGUGUGGGUCUUGGAGAUGCGAGCAUCUCUCUGUCCUUGGAAGGCGGAGAGGGAGCCUUCGCGUUGCGGCCCGGCGGCCCCCCAGGGGUAUUUUUCCUUUGCGUCGAGGGGCCCCUGGACAGAGAGAGCCGCGAUCUGUACGAGUUACGACUGGUGGCCACGGAUGCGGGCUCCCCGCCGCUGAGCACCGAGGAGACGCUGCUACUCCGGGUCGCCGACCUCAACGACCAACCACCUCUCUUCAGCCAACAGCAUUACAAGGCCUCAGUGUCCGAGGCCGCGGCCCCUGGCACUGUAGUCCUGUGGGUCAGCGCCUCCGAUGCCGACGAGGCAGGCACCGAUCACGCCUGGCUACGCUACACACUAGUCCAACUCUCGGCUCCCUGCAAUCCAGAGGCUUUGCCCACCGCAGAGUGUGGACCAUCUUUCACCAUUGAUCCCGAAAGUGGUGCCAUAAGCACCCUCCGGACUCUAGACCGAGAGGUCCAGGAGGCGGUGGAGCUGAGAGUGGUGGCCCAGGACCUCGGAGAGCCCUCGCUCUCUGCCACCAGCUUGGUGAGCAUCACCGUGGAUGAUGUGAAUGACAACGAGCCCAUCUUCUGGAGGCAGGUGUACAAUGCCACCCUUGCAGAGCAUGCUCCAGUUGGACACUGCUUUCUGCAGGUGACAGCCUCUGAUGCAGAUUCAGGAAUCUAUGGCUUUAUUGAGUAUUCUCUUUAUGAUGGAUUCCUGAGCUAUGAAGCACCUCAGGCAUUUCGGAUCGACCCUCAUGAUGGGCGAAUCUGUGUUUCUCAAGAUAUCGACAGGGAAAGAGAUUCAGCUACCUAUGAUCUCCUGGUGAAAGCUAAGGAUGGGGGUGGGCUAAGUGCCCAAGCCUUUGUUCGUGUGGACCUGGAGGACGUGAAUGAUAAUCAUCCCGUGUUUAACCCAUCAACCUAUGUGACAAGUAUCAGUGGUCAGACCCAGCCAGGCUCCGAAAUCAUCAAUGUUCUCGCCACUGAUCGGGACUCUGGGAUAUAUGGGACAGUGGCUUAUGAGCUUAUUCCAGGAGAUGUGUCAUCCCUUUUUAUCGUUGACUCCACCACAGGAAUUAUUUAUUUAUCAUCACCUCUUAGUCAUUUGGAGUCUACUACACUUUCACUGAUGGUCACUGCUCAAGAUGGUGGUGGGCUCGCAGCUCUCAUUAAUGCCGAUGUUACCAUACACAUUUUCCAGACAACUCUGGUGACUGCCGAGUUUGAAAAGCCUAAGUACACAUUUUUAGUUUAUGAAGAUGUGCCUGAAGAUAGUCCUGUUGGAACAGUGAAAGCAAGAGAGCCCUUGAACUCCUCAGAACCAAUCCUUUACAGGAUUUCUUCUGGUGAUCUGGGCGGGAAGUUCUCCAUUCACCCGUGGCUGGGCACUAUUCGCACCCGGAGGCCACUGGAUCACGAGACGCAGCCGGUGGUUGUGCUCACCGUGCAGGCGCAGCUCGGCAGCGCCCCAGCCUGCAGCAGCACGGAGGUCAACGUAACCGUCCUGGAUGUCAACGACAACCACCCAGCGUUCCUCAGGACCUCGGAUGAGAUUAGAAUAUCCCAGACCACGCCGCCUGGCACAGCCUUGUACCUCGCACGUGCGGAAGACAGAGACAGCGGGCGGAAUGGGCUCAUCCGGUAUGCCAUCGCCAGCCCUCAGCCGAGUGUCUUUGCCAUCGACAGAACCCUGGGGGUGCUGUUCCUCAACGGCAGCCUGGGCGCAGGCGAGCCCCGGGAGCGCACGCUGACUCUCAGGGCCGAGGACCACGGCGUGCCUCCUCGGGCAGCCCUGCUGCUGCUGACGGUCAUUAUCGAGAAACGAGAACCCAGCCCAUCCUGGACGUUCGAACACUUGGUGUAUCAAGUGGAAGUCAGCGAGUCACUCUCACUGACGACACAAAUACUGCAAACACAGGUGCACCCACUUGGCCCCCAGCGUGCAGCCUCGCCGCUUAGGUACUCGCUGGAACCCAGCUUAGACUCUGCUAUGUUUGGAAUCCGCCCUUACACUGGCUGGAUUUAUUUGCGGCGACAGCUCGACUAUGAAUCCACCCAAACAUAUAAUUUUAGAGUGUUUGCUUGGAUCCCCGAGGACGGAUUGUUGCAAAAUGUGAGCACUGCGGUCAUUGUUCAUGUCCGGGAUGAGAAUGACAAUUUCCCCACCUUCUUGCAUGAUGUGUUGUUUUUGAAAGUCGAAGAGAGCCCUGUUCCCCAAGGGGUAAUAGGCAAAAUUACAGCUAUUGACAUGGACUCUGGAAAGAACGGACAGCUAUUAUAUUUCCUUUUGUCCGAUGGAAAAUUCUUCAAGAUGAAUCCUAAUACAGGAGAGUUGAUCAGUUGGGUGGCACUGGAUCGUGAGCACCAGGGGCAUCAUCAGAUGACUGUGCUAGUGACGGACUGUGGCUCCCCACCACGAAAUGCCACCAUGGCGGUUUACGUCUCAGUGACUGACAUAAAUGAUAACAAGCCCUUCUUCCCCCAGUGUCUCCCUGGAAAGGAGUUACACGUGAAGGUUCUGGAAGGUCAACCAGUAAAUAUGUUGGUUACGACUGUGUUUGCAAAGGAUCCUGAUGAAGGAAAUAAUGCAGAAGUUUUAUACUCAGUAUCUUCAGAAGAUAGUUCUGAUCAUUUUAAGAUUGAUGCCAACAGUGGUGAAAUAAGAACAACCACAAUACUUUCAUAUGAUUACAGACCUUCCUACAGAAUGACUGUCAUGGCCACUGACCAGGGAGUGCCUCCUCUUCAAGGACAGGCAGUUGUUAAUAUUCAGGUGAUCCCACUAUCCAAAGGGAGAGCAAUCAUUUCUCAGAAUAUUAGACAUUUAGUUAUACCAGAAAAUUUGAAGCCCACAAAAAUAAUGAGCUUGAUAAAGGCACCUGAUCACCUUCACCAACAUUAUAAUGGAAAGUUACAUUUUAGUAUUGUUGCAGAUGAUAAGGAUGGACACUUUGAAAUAGACAGCUCAACUGGAGACUUGUUUCUUUUUAAGGAACUUGAUUAUGAAACGACAUCUCAUUAUCUUUUCAGGGUGAUUACUACAGACCAUAGUAAAAACCUUUCCCUGAGUAGCACAGUUUUCCUUAGUAUUGAUGUGGAAGAUCAGAAUGACCAUUCCCCGUCUUUCCAGGAUGAGCUCAUUGUGAUCAGCGUAGAGGAGAAUGUUCCCAUAGGAACUCUGGUGUACAUCUUUAAUGCCAAAGAUGGUGAUGGCAGUUUUUUGAACAGUAGAAUACAAUACUACAUUGAAUCCCACAACCCUGGCAUGAAUCCAUUUCUCAUCCACCCCUCAUUUGGCACAUUAGUCACUGUGUCCCCUCUUGACAGAGAGAGCCUUCCAACUGUCACCCUGACAGUAACUGCGUCUGAUCAGGCUGUGAAUGUUACAGACCGGCGACUGAGAUCACUGACGGCACAAAUAGUGAUUUUGGAUGUAAAUGACCACAAGCCCACUUUUAUGUCUUUUCCCUUUGCCCAUGUGAAAGAGGAUGUCACAGUGGGCUCCUUGGUGCACCGUGUAACUGCUCAUGAUCCAGAUGAAGGAAGGAAUGGAAAAAUAACAUACAGCAUCCUCUCAGGAAAUGAAAACAUGGUGUUUAUGCUAGAUGAGUCAUCAGGCUUACUAACUACAACUUGUCCUUUGGAUUAUGAAAUGAAAACUCAGCACAUUCUGACUGUUCUGGCACUGGAUGAUGGCACACCAGCACUUUCUUCAUCCCAGACUUUAACAAUUACUGUUCUAGAUGUAAAUGAUGAAGCUCCAGUAUUUAAGCAGCAGCUGUAUGAAGCUUCAGUGAAAGAAAAUCAAAAUCCAGGGGAGUUUGUCAUAAGGGUUGAAGCUCUGGACAGAGAUUCAGGAGUCAAUUCCAAGCUUCAGUUUGAAAUCAUGCCAGGUGCUUCAUUUGAAUUGUUCCAGAUAAAUUCUGACAGUGGAGAGGUAGUGACAACCACCAUGCUUGACAGAGAAGUUCAAGAAGUCUUCACCCUUCGAGUACUAGUACGAGAUGGCGGAGUCCCUUCACUGUCCAGCACCACAACAAUCCUCUGCACUGUUGAAGAUGAAAACGAUCACACGCCAGAGUUUAUUGUUUUCAGUUACAACAUUGAGGUUCUGGAAAACCGGGAACCAGAGGUUGUCUAUACUGUUUUAGCUUCUGAUAUGGAUGCUGGCAAUAACAGAGCUGUUGAAUAUCACAUAAUUGAUGGAAAUACGGAUGAGUACUUUGCUAUAAACAAGAUGUCAGGAGAACUCUCAACCACUCGUGCUUUGGACCGGGAGCAAGUCAGCAAUUUCACCCUUGCCAUCCUGUGCUCUGAUCUGGGAGAGCCGCCUAGGAGCUCUGUAAUACAUCUGCAAGUUAGAGUUUUGGAUGCCAAUGACCACAGCCCUUCUUUUCCCACACCUUAUUAUCAGUCCUCUGUGAGAGAAGAUGCUGAAGUAGGAACAGUGGUUCUUAUGCUUUCAGCUGUGGACAAGGAUGAAGGCCUGAAUGGGCAAACUGAGUAUCUUUUGACUGAUGAAGCUUCUGGUGCAUUCACCAUGGAUCCUACGUCAGGCACAUUGAGAACCAGCAACACCCUUGACCGUGAAGCUAGAUCUCAGCAUACAUUUAGUGCUGUGGCCAGAGACUGUAGCAUCGAGGGCUCACGGAGCACCACCGUAAUUAUAAAAGUAUAUAUCACUGAUGUUAAUGACAAUGACCCAGUUUUGGAACAGAAUCCUUUCGAUGUUGUUCUUUCCCCCCAGUCGCCUACAAACCAGAUAACUUUCAUUCUGAAAGCCAAUGACCCAGACUUGGGGCCCAAUGGAACUGUGGUUUUUAGUUUUGCAGAGACCCAGUCAAUGUUUUCUAUUGAUAAACAUACAGGAGAAAUUCAACUUCAGCAAAGUCCAUCUUCAGAAUAUUUCCCUUUCUGGCUGCAGUUAAAAGUUAUGGACCAGGGUGUUCCAGCUAGGACAACCACAGGUCUCUUGGUCAUUCACAUGGAAGGAGAAGACAUAAAGAUUUCCUUCAGCCAACACCUGUAUAAAGGGCUUGUGACUGAAAAUUGCGAGGCAGGUACUUCUAUUGUAACUGUAAAAGCUUUUGCUCCUGACUCAAUACAGGACAGCAUGAAAUAUUCCAUUUUUAGUGGAAAUGAAGAUGGAGUUCUUUCCCUGUGCUCUAACUCAGGACAACUCACUGUGAAAGAACCCAAGUUUCUUGAUUUUGAAGUCCGAAAUGAGGUGCAGCUCAUCGUUUUAGCUGAAAGUAGCGGGCAUAGAGCCUAUAGCAAAGUAGCAGUCUUGAUACAGGAUAUGAAUGAUAAUUCACCAUGCUUUGAGCAAAGCAUCUACCAAGCAUCAGUGUCUGAAGGCCAAUUCUACAAUGCUAGCAUCAUACAGGUUUUUGCUACUGACCUGGACAGUGGUUUGAACGGCCUAAUUGAGUAUUCUAUUCUCUCUGGCAACCAAGAAGAAGCAUUCCAGAUUGAUGCACUGAGUGGUGUGAUAACGACAAACGUGAUUCUAGAUUACGAGCUCACCAGCUCCUACAGCUUGAUUGUGCAAGCCACAGAUAAAGGGAUGCCCAGGCUUUCUAAUACAACUGUGAUCAAGAUACAGGUGACUGAUAUAAAUGACAAUGCCCCAGCUUUUCUCCACUCUGAAGCAGUGGAAAUUGCAGAAGAUUCUUUGCCUGGUGUAAUUGUGACUCAUGUGUCAGUCCAUGAUGAGGAUUUGAAUUCAGCUUUCAUAUUCAGUUUUGCCAAAGAGAGUAAUCCUGGAGCCAAGUUUGCUAUUGAUCCGAACACUGGAGUGGUGGUGUUGGUGAAAACACUGGAUUUUGAAGAAGUGACUGAAUAUCGGCUGCUCAUCCAAAUUUCUGAUUCAGUGCACCGCACAGAGGGAGCACUUGUAGUCCGUGUGCUGGACGUCAACGAUAAUCUACCAGUGUUUUCUCAAGAAUUCUAUCAGGUCACAGUUCCUGAAUCAAUACCUGUGGGGUAUUCAGUGCUGACUGUGUCAGCCACAGACUUAGAAAACAAUGCGAACAUUUCUUACAGAAUUCUUUCCUCUUCUAAGGAAUUCUCCAUUGAUCCUAAGAAUGGCACAAUAUUUACUACCGGUCCCAUAUUGCUUCUGGAUAAAAUAUCAACAACUCAAUUUCUUGUUGAAGCCAGUGAUGGUGGAAAUCCUGAGCUGAGAGCUCUUACAUUAGUGGAGAUAGGAAUACAAGAUAUGAACAAUCAUGCCCCUGAGUUCACAGUCAAAUCCUAUAAUCUUAGCCUAAGUGAGGAUGCUCUGAUUGGAAGCACGCUUGUUACAUUUUCAAACAUCGACCAUGACUGGACCCCUGAAAACACAUAUGUUGAAUAUUCCAUCAUCAGUGGUAAUUUACAGAACAAUUUUCAUGUGGAAACUAAUUUCAUUCAUUCAGAAUAUCCUUAUAAGCAAGUCGCUUACCUUGUGUUGCUUCACAGUCUGGACAGAGAAGCAAGUGCUAGCCAUGAGAUUGCCAUUCUAGCAUCUGACAGUGGCUGCCCUCCACUGAGUGCCACAGCUGUCAUAUCAAUACAAGUACUUGAUGUCAAUGACAAUCCUCCAAACUUCAGCAGCCUGAGCUAUCACACCCAUGUCAAGGAAAGCACCCCUCUAGGGAGUCACAUCACUGUAGUCUCAGCAAAUGAUCGUGACACAGGGUCACAUGCAGAAAUCAUCUACCACAUCAUCUCUGGAAAUGAGAAGGGACAUUUUUAUUUAGAAGAAAACACUGGAGUUCUUUAUUUGAUUAAACCUCUGGAUUAUGAAGAAAUGACAAAAUUCACCUUAACUGUCCAAGCUUCAGAUGCAGAAAAGAAACACUUUUCUUUUGCAGUUGUGUUUGUCAAUGUCCUGGAUGAUAAUGACCAUGCACCUCAGUUUAUGUUUUCAAGUUUCAGCUGUGUUGUUCCUGAAAAUCUGCCUGUUUCCUCUACCAUAUGCUCUAUCAGUGCUCUCGAUUUUGAUGCAGGUCCAUAUGGAGAAUUGACCUAUUCUAUUGUAUCACCCUGUUUACUCAUUCACGGAAUGUCUUACAAUCAUGAUCUCUUCCUUAUUGACCCUUUGACAGGGGAUAUUCAUGCUAAGCAAAUCCUUGACUAUGAAAAUGGCAAUAAAUACUGCCUCACAGUCCAAGCCAAAGACAAAGGUGAUGCAACAGCCUCUUUAGUGGUCUGGGUGGAUAUUGAAGGGAUAGAUGAAUUCGAACCCAUUUUCACUCAAGAUCAGUAUCUUUUCACCCUCCCAGAAAAGAAUAAAGACAGACAGUUGCUUGGAAGAGUGGAAGCCUCAGAUGCAGAUGCUGGUAUUGAUGGAGUCAUUCUUUAUUCUCUUGGAACCUCAUCUCCUUUCUUUUCAGUAAAUAAAACCAAUGGAAAUAUUUAUUUGAUUAGAGCCCUUCCCCUAAUAAAAAGUCAAGUCAACAAAGAAGACAUAAUGGAAAUGAAAAUAAUCGCUCAUAGCCCCAAACCAGACUCCAAGUUUGCAUCUUGCACUGUUUUUGUGAAUGUGUCUUUCUCCUCUGAAGGAACACACUUGGCAGUGUUCACCAGCAGCUUUUCAAUCAGCCUGGUGGUCUCCUUUUUAGUGUUUCUGAUACUCAUCUGCAUUCUAAUUGUACUGAUUUUAAGACAUAAACAAAAAGACACAAUAAACAGUUAUGACGAGAAGAAAACCUCAUCUUUAGAUAUGGACUUGAAAGUUAACAGGGAUCCCAGUGUGCUCAAAGCCUUCCAGAAAACUGAUGACUGCAGGAACAAGGUGGUGCCCGUAGAUGCCACGCCGGAAUGGUUGAGUUUAAUUAGUAUGGGGAAGGACAUUGUCAAUCUGUACAGACACUCAAACUCCAGUGGCCACUGUUUUGUGGAAGGAGAAACUGCAGAAGACAAGGAAAUCCAGAGGAUAAAUGAGCAUCCCUACAGAAAGGGCUCAGACUCAGCUCUGAGUGACUGCGAGUCCAGGGUGCCAGACUCGGGUAUCCCCAGGGACUCGGACCAGCUCUCCUGCCUAUCUGGGGAAACCGAUGUGAUGGUGACUGCUGAAACGGCGGAUGCCAGCCAAAUGCUUGGGGAAGGAGAUCGAGGGGAAGGCUACGGUACCAUCUGUGCUCAAAAUAAUGUGUUACCCCAGAGAGUUCAGAAGAGAGAGGCAAAAGAGAGUAUCCUGGCUGAUGCUAGAAAAGAGUCUGUCUUUAUUUCAGGUGAUCAAGAAGUAAGGUGUGCAGCUCUUUCAACUCAGACAACCUCUGAUCAUGAUGGAAGAGGCAACUAUCACUGGAAUUAUCUUCUCAGUUGGGAACCCAAGUUCCAACCUCUUGCCUCAGUAUUUAAUGAUAUUGCGAAACUAAAGGAUGAACAUGUGCAUAUGCCUGGCAUUCCAAAAGAGAAGAAAUCUUUUGUUUUUCCACCCCCUUUGAUAACAGCAAUAGCCCAGCCUGGGAUUAAAGCAGUCCCACCAAGAAUGCCAGCAGUAACCCUGGGGCAGGUGCCUCAGAAACACCCACGCUCUCCCAUCCCCUAUCAUCUUGGUUCUCUGCCAGAAGCCAUGACUCCCAGUUUUUCUCCAUCUCUUUCCCUAUUGACCAUGCAGCCUCCUGCCUUGUCUCCACUGUUAUCAGAAGGAGAAUUAUUAGGAACACACAUCAGUGGUACAUGCCAUGAACUUAAAGUAGAAGAUGAAAUUCAAAUAUAAAGCCACUGGGAUGCCAAGUACCUGCUCACCAUCGGUCAUGAAUAAAUGAACAAAACAUUCUCAGCCAGCAACUCAAGAUUGGGCUCAUUUUUAUCUAAAAGCAAGUGAUAUACUUUAGUCAGAGUUUUUUAAACCUCCCCAUUAAAGUUUCUCGAAUUUUUUCCAGCCUUAAUGAAAAAUUAUUUCCUCUUUUAAUCCUUAUAUGUUGCUCUCAGGACUCACAUUUGUAUAUAUCGAGUAGUGUAUAUUCUGUCAUACUUGUUGUCUGUUUGAUUAGGCUUCCAAAGGACACAGUGAACUUAACUGACUGCCAGGGUGUUUAUACUGUAACAAAAUAUAGUGUACUCUGGUCACAUUGCUGCUGAUUACACUGCUAUAUCUAAAACAAAUUAGUAAAGGCAAAAUAUGAGAUAAGUUUUGGUCAGAACAUAUUAUAACAGACAGGGGAAGUCUAAAUGGAUAAACUUUAGUUUUAAGAUAAAGCAACAGUCGGUGGAUCUCAUAUAUUUAGAGGAAUAUUUCUCCAUCGUUUCCCCAAAUAUCACACCUGUACAGUUUAGCCAUAAUUGAAGUUCAAUUUGGAGUCUUUGGGAAAUCUAAUGAGAAAUUAAGAAUGGAAUUUGUCAUAACUCUGUGCCAAUAAGGUGAAAACGAGUAAGAUAAUUAUUCCUGAUUAAAUAAAGCAGAAACGCAUGUUCAUGAUAGAGGGCCAGGAUUGAUACUCACAGUAUUUAUGUGAUUUGCUAUCACCUGAGAUAUAUUAUCUUGGCCUUUACAAACAGAAUGGCUUUUUUUUUCCAGGUCUUGUCUUAUAAGUCAGUGUGAGUAAAGACAUUAAACUUCAAAGAUUAAUUUAUAGAAAUUUUUUCAUUUUAUUUUCUUCUAGAUACAGUAACUUUUUGUGUGAAAUAAUUUAUCCACAUAGUGUCAGUUUUUAAAGUUUGUGUAGAUAAAAUCAUGUUAUUAGCUAAUGAUAAAUCCCAUGGAGUAAUUUAGCAAUAUAUUUUUAAAUGAAGUUUUUUAAUGGAAAUGUUUCUACUACAAAAGUUAAAAAGUCAGAAGUCUUUUAACCAUUCGCUCACACUCAUGUGCAGCUUUAACUGUCAAGAGGUGGAGCAGUUUGGCACAUGGUUAAAAUGACUCUGUACAAUUACUAUUUUAGAAAUAUAGCAGUGCUAUAUGGUGCUCAUAUACAGUGCUCUAGCCUUCUUUCUGAUGAGUCUGGGAAUCCCAUGAAGAUUCUCAUCCCUCUAAGGAAGGCGGAGUGCAUCCUGACGAUGGUGGUCCAGAAGUCAUCUUCCCAUGGUUGGCACCAGGGCCAGGUGUUAAGCUAACAGUUCAGGAAUUUUAAUGUGAAAUCUAAAGGUUAUUGUGUGGCUUUCUUAGUAGUUAGGAUGGGCUUCUACUACAGAAAUAGUUCCUUUGUGUUUUUCUUCUGUAGGCAUCAUCUGUGAAAUAUUGUGACAUAAUUUCUCUUUACUAAAAAAUAAUUCAGGGUGCAGUGUUUGAUAUCUGGUUUUGUAGAUAAAUAAUUCUGUAGCUUCCUAUGCUGAUAUUAUCUAUUAUAUAUCUAUGCUGACUCAGAGAACAAAUGUAUAAAGCUACAUUACAAACUGUAUGAAACAUGAAGGUUUUUUAAUAAGCCUGAAAUCCUAGGAAAAAUCCUGUAGACUGGGAAAUUUAAAUAGUGUGAGACUGAUACAUGUUUCUCCUUUUCUUCUUGGAAUCUGGGGAAGAAGAUUUUAUGACUUAUGUUAAAAACAAAACAAAAAAACCCACACAAUUAAUCAUUUAUGUGUUCGACUAUUUAUUAUCUUUCUGACUCUUUUGAAAACACUGCUUUGAACAUAGAAAGAAAGUCUAUACUAUUUUUCCUAAUUGUGUAUGGAAGUUUUCCUUUCACAACAGAAUUAUUUCUGGAAACUAAGAACAUUUUGUUGUUUUUAAUUAAACAGGUUCUUUAUUUACUAUGCUUAAAAAGAGUUAUUCAUCUACCUAUUUCUGAAGUUAUUUAUUACUGUGAUUUAUUUACUCAUUAUGGAUGUGAUUCUGUAUAUUUUCUAACCAUUUCAUAAAAAAAAGAAGACAUAUAGUUGUUGUUAGAGCUUCUUACCAAUAUUUAAUGGACUUUUAAUUGAUAGAUUUAUUAAUCUGUAUCCAGUGCCACACCACCACCAAACAAGUACUACAAGUGGGAUUGUGGGUAAAAAUGUGAACACUCUGGUUAAGUGUUUGCAAUAAAUCGUGUGUCAGCCCUUUCAA